Varanus komodoensis (Komodo dragon) is the source of this 3313-nucleotide messenger RNA. RefSeq names its product unc-93 homolog B1, TLR signaling regulator (gene UNC93B1). The record is from RefSeq and is a predicted model, not a curated record. Gene Ontology annotation, cellular component: endosome; lysosome. Gene Ontology annotation, molecular function: Toll-like receptor binding. Gene Ontology annotation, biological process: toll-like receptor 7 signaling pathway; toll-like receptor signaling pathway; intracellular protein transport. NCBI's taxonomy places the organism in Eukaryota, Metazoa, Chordata, Lepidosauria, Squamata, Varanidae. The transcript is spliced from 12 exons. The coding region runs from base 119 to 1930 and encodes 603 amino acids.
GCCGGAAAAGUGAAGUGAAUCCGCUGCUCUUUUUACAGAAGCACGUUAGCAAAGCCCUGCUCCUGACGCUGCUUCGUAAUACAAGGAAGAGCUCAGGGCGGGCGGCCGCGGGGCUGCCAUGGAACCAGGUGGCAACGUGUAUGAAGAGGCGCUGGCGAACGGCCUGGCCCUGGACGACGAAGGGAUCGAGGCCCUGAACGGGCCCGUCCUGAAUGACCCCGAGGUUCAGUUGCAGGACUUUGUGGGUGCUCAUGCUGAGUAUAAUGAAGAAGAGGAAGAACGCAAAUACUUCCGCCGGAAGCGACUUGGGGUUAUCAAAAACCUUCUGGCAGCCAGCUUAGGAGGAAUGCUGACCUAUGGCGUCUUUCUAGGCCUGUUGCAGAUGCAGCUCAUCCUGCACUAUGACGAGACCUACCGGGAGGUGAAAUACAGCAACCUGGAGCUGCAGAACAUUGACAGCAAGAUGCUGAUGGGCAUCAAUGUCACACCUAUUGCUGCACUGUUCUACACCCCAAUUCUCAUCAGAUUCUUUGGUACCAAGUGGAUGCUGUUCUUGGCGGUGGGCAUUUACGCGCUGUUUGUCUCCACCAACUACUGGGAGCGCUACUACACCUUGGUGCCUUCGGCUGUGGCUAUUGGGGCUGCCAUUGUACCACUGUGGGCCUCCAUGGGCAACUAUGUCACCCGGAUGGCGCAGAAGUACUACGAAUAUGCCAACUAUAAGGCAGAGCAUGUCCAGCAGCAGAAACGGGCCCCACAUGGUUCCUACAACGCCUACAUCAUUGGCUUCCAGGCAGUCUUCUAUAGCUUCUUUUAUCUGAGCUUCAUCUGUGCCCAGUUUCCUAUGUUUUUCUUCCUGAAGGAGUAUCUUUAUGAUUUGAACCAUACCCUGUUCCAUGUGCAACACUGCGGCACCAGCAGCCAUGGGAUCCUCACCGGGUUCAACACGACGGUUCUACAGAAGCUGCCGCGCAGCAGUGAGCUCAUCAUGGUGGAGAGCGUGCUCAUGGGAGUGGCCUUCCUCUCCAUGCUUCUGGUGUUGAUUCUGUGUGGCUCAGCCUACCGCCCCACGGAAGAGAUUGAUUUACGCAGCAUUGGCUGGGGCAGCAUCUUCCAGCUGCCAUUCAAGCACAUGAGAGACUACCGUCUGCGUCACCUCAUCCUCUUCUUUAUCUACAGUGGCUUUGAAGUGGUCUUCCUCUGCACCGGCUUUACCUUGAACUAUGGCGUCUGCUCCAUCGGCCUGGAACACAUGGCUUAUAUCCUCACCUCUUAUGGACUCUCCUCGGCGCUCUGCUCCAUACUCGUGCUUUUGAUGCUGUGUCUGCCUCGCCAGGUUCCCCUGCUUGCUGGAGCUUCUGUCCAUGCCAUCCUCUUGAUUGCCCUCUUCUGCUGGGAGCCCCAUGCCCAUGACUUAGCAGAAGCAUCCUUUCUGUACCUAGUGGCUGCCCUCUGGGGCCUGGGCAGUGCCCUCAACAAGACAGGCCUCAGUGCACUCCUGGGGAUGCUUUAUGAAGACAAGGAGAGGCAGGACUUCAUCUUCACUGUCUACCACUGGUGGCAAGCCUUGGCCAUCUUUGUGGUUUACCUGUGGUCUGAACUGCCCAUGAAGGCGAAGUUGUCUGUCCUCCUCGUUACACUGGUAGCUGCAGUAUUGUCCUACCUUUGGAUGGAACGCAAAGUAGCCCAGCUCAUCCCACAUCGCCUCCCCAAAAUUCCCAAGCCGCGCCACAAGGUGCGAGGCUACCGCUACCUGGGAGACGACGACUCUGAUGAGACUGGCUCAGAGAGGGAGGAGGAGCAAAGCAGCUCCUUGGAGGAAGAGGCAGAAGGAGAAGAAGCCGAUGACCUGGAGGGCCUGCCUCCGCAGAGGAACAGACGUGCCCACGGGCAGGCCCUAGCGGAGGAGGCUGGGGAUAAUGUGGGCUAACUCCUGCCCUGGCCCCUCUUUGUGUGCCAAGCCAAGGUGGGCAGUCUUGACGGUGCCAUGACUCUCGACUGCCACUGAUGCCAGCCUUCCUCAUCACGCAAAUCCCUUUUCAGCACUGGUCCUAUCAUGUUUCCACUUUGCCUGAGGAACACAGACUGCAUGAGCCAUCUGUUUUCCUCGCCACCCUGUAUUUAGGCACUCUUUGGCCCAUGGUCUGCCUAGGAGAGGUUCAAAGGAGCAUUCGCUGACAAAGGUUUCACAAUCUUCCGUACUUAACUUCCACUUCCUAACUGUGAGAGCUAGCAGGGACACAAGCACUUUGUACAUAGGACAAAUGGGUUGUGACAGAUGGAUACAGGGCUUUCAGAUCUAACCCUCUGGGGGUGGAAAGGAGAGGGAGGAGUGCACGGGCCUUCUCUUGUUCUUUUGAAAGAACUGGCAAUAAGGGUUCAGUGCAUUUUUAUGUUUAUUUUUGCUGUGGUUCAGCUGCUGUGGGCAGCCAAGACUGGCCCUAUUGUUGCUUCUUUUCCCUCGCAGAAGCAGGCUGCACAUACCUUCCCUUCAGCCAAGGUAGGUCCAGUUCAUUUAAUGCCCAGUGUCCCCAAUGUAGCUUUCCUCCAAUGAGUGCUGUCAGAUGAGUUGGACUCUUACCUGUCCACAUUCCCAGCCAGUGUGGCCAUGGAAAUUGUGGGCAUUGUAGUCAAAUAUAUUUGGAGGGCACAAUGUUCAGUUAGCUAGCUUCACAUAAUCAGCAAAAACAAAACCAUGUUUUCAGUUUAUGUUGGUAAAUUGUACCAGUGUUGGAGGGAGCUCAGAGGCCAUUGUUAGUAGGGCCCAGUGGCUGGGAGUGUUUGCAGAUGGACAGCUCCCAAUACUACCAUUCACUGGUUCGAUUGUGAGCUACAGGCAGAAUUGCAUCUUCCAUACUACAGGCAGUACUGAGUUUUGUCUGUGUGGGCAUCUCAUUACGGUUCAUUCACAUUAGCAGGCAUGAUGGCACUUUGUGGGCAAGGAAGAGACAGUUCAGCUAAGAAGCUAUUAAAAGAUGUCUUUUUAAAGUUAUUUGUCCUAAAGCUGUUGCUUAAAUACGAUUGCCUGUUCAGUAGCAGGACUUGUAAAGCAAUGUUCUAAAAAGUGUGUUGGGGCAAAAUGAAAAUGGUUGGGCAGAGGGUAUGUCUUGGAUAUCAGCUGUGCAGGUGAGCCUAAGGGGUGCUUCUUAAGAGAAAGCUGCUAGCAUUAUCAGUCAAAUGACUCCAUGCAGCUAUUCAGUCUUUCCCUCCUUGAUUUUUUUAAUUAGGUAAAAAGAAGUGGUUGGAAAACAUGGAAGGGUUACAAAUAGAUGCUAUCUGGACCCCCAAUAAAAUUCUGGAGUACAAUUGCACA